Misgurnus anguillicaudatus (oriental weatherfish) is the source of this 636-nucleotide messenger RNA. Lineage: Eukaryota; Metazoa; Chordata; Actinopteri; Cypriniformes; Cobitidae. The record is from RefSeq and is a predicted model, not a curated record.
AUGCCGGGUUUCCCAUGUGGUCUGAAAGCAAUAGCUGACAUUACCCCAAAGACUACAGCCGGGGCACGAGGACACGAUGGAUCGACCUCAAAGGGUUCUCUCACCUCUUCACCGACUACGGCUUUUGCUUCUGGUACGUUGGGCUUUCCUGAACGGCUUGAUAUCUCAGCGGUCACGCUGGCUUUCUCUCUCUCUCCGCAGAUGACUGCUGGGACACAAAGGCACAGUGAAUCGGUUUCCAAUGGCUCUCUCACCUCUGCGCUGACUACAGCUUUGGGUAGGUAUGGCUCUCUUCACAGUUCGGUAUCUCGGCGUUCACGCUGUCUCUCUCUCUCUCCACAGAUGUCUGCUGACCACCGCUUCGAGGGUGGCGGACUUACGAUGGCUGGCUACGCGAUGCGUCAACUGGACAGUGGUUUCCUAGGUGGCGCCGGGGGCCAAAACCCUCUCGGCGAGCUCGUUGGUCUACAGAGGGGCGAGAACGUCACGCCGGCACACCGGGUCGAGCGCUGCCCUUUCCUCGAGACCCGUUGGUCGAUCGAAAACUGGACCGGGGCGCCCUUUCGUCGAGACCUCGGGGCGGCGGAUCUCCUUCGCCUCAAACUCUGUGAUGAUCAAAAGACACAGGUAAGGUAG